GUAUUAUUUGAAACAAAAAGUCAUAUUUUUUGCACACUUUUCGCGUCCAAAACGCGUCGAGAGAUUAUCGCCGAUAAGUAGACGGCAUUGAAAUCACGUGACAAACACGUGGCCAACGGUUUGGUCGCGCAAUCAGUCGCUAAGCAAAUGAUUUAAGCGUCGAAAAAGUUUUGACAGAUAUUUGUGAUACAAAUCGUUGUUCAAUACACACAAAGACUGUGUAGUGGUCCCAUAUCUGACGUGUGGUCCCGAAGGGGAUAAUCAGCUGAAGACAUGUGCGAAUCGCUCGUCAAAGACCUGUUUCAGGAGCUGUCGGAGGAAAACACGCGACUUCUGAAUGAGUUGUCGUUUGAGCGCCAGUUGAAUGACAUCCUGAUUGAGGUGAAGAACUACUCGCUGAUAGCGAGGGCUCAGUGCAAGUGCCGCGAGAAUCGCGAUCUCUUCCAGAAGAUCAACCGCCUGUCCAAUGACUUCAAGACAAUGAAGUACAGCUCCCGACCACAGCAACAGCGCGUGCUCUUCACCACCAAAGCUGGCAACGGAUCCAGUCAUCAGAGUCACAGUAAUUGUACCCCCAAUGGUCACCACAAUCAUAGCUACGGUAAUGGUAGCGGCGGUGGUGGUAGUGGUGGUGGUAUGGGUGCUGCCAAUGGCUAUCAUACCUAUAAUCCGGGUCACAGUUACAUGAAUGGCAUGAUUGGUCUGCAAUCGUGUGACACGAACUCAAUGUCUAUGAAAUCCGAGUACCGGAUGAGCGAUACGUACAGCGAAUCGCAUACUUAUCCACAGUUUACUCUUCACAUAAAAGAGGAGAUAAUGGACGACAACAACGGCUUUGAAUUGAAAUACGAGCCCAAAAGCGAUGACAAUAUGUGCAGAAGUAAUGGUCAGAUUCAGAUGAACGGCUUCUACGACACGACGCCCGCGGAUGAGCCCAAAGUGAUACCCAUUUGUGUCGAGUGUUACGAGUGCUUCGAAACAGAACGGGAGUUAGAGAUGCAUAUGAAUGGUGUGCACCAGAGACUCAAGAGGAAUAGCGUCCACAACAACGUGUUCGUGUGCGACGAGUGUCUCCCGCACCGGGUGUUCACCACCGCUGACCAGAUGUCGGCUCACUUGCAACGUAAACACGGCUCCACUACUGGUGGUAACGGACAGCCGGUUAAUCUGUUGGCGAACGGACGCCCGUUUAGUAAUGGCCAUCAAAUGAACAGUCAGUUGAUGUCAGAUACUAUGAAACGAAAGAGGGGUCGACCCAAGAAGUUGAUGUCCAGCGUCGGCAUCGGGUAUCAACCGUUGAAAAUCAACGGUCAAGUGGGCAGACCUCGCAGUUUGGACACCAGUGUGUCGGCGCCCGUCAAGCGUAAGGUGGGACGACCUCCGAGUGUGGACAGCAAGCCGUCGAUGUUUAGCGCUAAACUCGGACGACCCGGUAGUUUGGACGCCAGGCCCUUUGUUAUAAAAGGCAAAGUAGGCCGCCCUCCCAGUACGGACACUAAACUGGCUGUAAAUAACAAUAAGUUUGCGAAACCAGCGGGCGUUCAGCCAAUUAAGGGCAGAGUAGGCCGACCCCCGAGCGUUGACUCCAAAGCAAAUCAAAGUAAAAUACAGACAAACACUUUCAGCGCCGACACGAAGCCAAAGCCUGUCGUAUUUAAGGGCAAAAUGAAGUUAAGUAUAGCUCACAAACCAGGAGUUGUUGUAAAGCGCAAAGUAGGCCGACCCAAGAAAUUGGUUCCCAAAGCGUUAAGGGGUAGACCGCCUAAGAAGCUGCCGGUGAAUACCAUCACUGAAUCCAAUGGAAGUCCUCCUAAAGUUGGGAAUGGAUUGAGAACUAGUCCUACAUUGAAAUCAAGUCCCGAAGCGACUGAUAGUAUGAAUAAUAAGGCGAAGAGUCCGCAGAAUACCACGAAUAUGAAGACAGAAAUAUCCGAAAAAUUUAGACAACUUUUGGAUAAACAUAAGCGAAAACGCGGCAGACCUGCCAAACAGCGACCUGUCGGCCCCAUUGCGGCUAAUGUUGUGACGGCUACCCAUACUUCAAAUAUAAAUAAUAGAUUUCCGACUAUUGCCGACAAAUUCAAGCAGAUUAUGGACAGACAUAAGAGAGGGAGGGGUAGACCCCCGAAGCCUAAGAUUAUUAUCGAUCUUUAAUGCGAUACGCGAGCGACCGGAACGGGAGAUUUGAUUUGAUUAUACAUAUUGUGAACUGUAAUAUAGAUUUUUAGUUUUGAUAUUUGAUGUGAACGUUAGUGACAUUUAUUUUGUGGCCAUAAAUGCUAUGCAAAAGUGAUUACGAAUGACAGAGAGAUAUGCAGUGUUUUCCGCACAAAACCCCAUUUAAAAGUCAGUUAUUAAAGUGUUUUUAAGAUUUAUUUUUGCCGAUGAUUUGAGUGAGAAGUCAGAUGUGGAGUCGCGAUUGGAUCCAAACAAAAAUAUAAUAUAGCUUUUGAUUGUAUCUAUGCAUCAGAUAUUGAUUUAUAACAAUUUUAAUUAAUACA
This is a messenger RNA of Oppiella nova, 2501 nucleotides long. The record is from the annotation of a GenBank genome assembly. Lineage: Eukaryota; Metazoa; Arthropoda; Arachnida; Sarcoptiformes; Oppiidae.